Molecule: messenger RNA, 605 nt
Organism: Leguminivora glycinivorella
Lineage: Eukaryota; Metazoa; Arthropoda; Insecta; Lepidoptera; Tortricidae
Gene: EMC6
Product: ER membrane protein complex subunit 6
Exons: 2
Coding region: 73-414 (113 amino acids)
Biological process (GO): autophagosome assembly; protein folding in endoplasmic reticulum
Cellular component (GO): membrane; EMC complex; endoplasmic reticulum
Source: RefSeq, a predicted model, not a curated record
UGGUUGAUAGCGAGAUAGCGAGUCUGUAUUUCGUUAAUGUUAAUAUAACUAAGAAAUUGAAAAAUAUUUACAAUGGCUACUGUUGUAAAAACGAAGGAUAUCAAACCGGAGCCCAUAGCGUACAGUGAAGCAGCGCUCAGGAAUAAUGGUGCUGUUAUUGAGUAUUGCAGAACUUCGAUGGCUGCCCUUUCGGGCUCUACAGCGGGAGUCCUCGGGCUGACCAGCCUCUACGGUUUCAUGUUCUACGUGCUCUCCGUAGUGGUCCUCUUCGUCAUGUUCAUGGUGAAGACGGGCCCCAGCUGGCACAAGUACCACAUCUCCCGGCAGGCGCUGCUUACGAACAGCUUCUUCGCAUCCCUGUGCACUUACGUACUGUUCUGGACCUUUAUUUAUGGGAUGGUUCAUGUUUAUUAAUGAAGUAUAAUGUUAAGAUAGGAGACAAGAUUCGGUGUAUUAAACAAAUAAAAUCAAACAAAGAUUUGUGAUACUGCACUACACAUAACUUCGACCCUGUAAAGUCAGCAUAAAAAGUUCAAGUUCAAUUAUUUAUUAAAGUAGCAUUUCAGUUGGCCAUUGAUUUCAGACCAUAAAAAAAACAUAAUAAU